UCCGCCGUCUGCGCCGAAGAUGGCGGCGGGCAGGCGCGCCCCGAGGACCGGCCUGCUGGACCUGAGAGCGGGGGCCGGCGCCCGCACCGACCCCGGCCCCGGCCCCGGCCCCGAUCCCGACCCCGACCCCGACCCGUGGCUGCGGGUCCUGGUCACCCUGGCCGACGACCUGCUGACCGUGAGCCCCGGCCGGGCCGCCGCCGGCCAGGAGGCGGAGGGGGAGCCGGCCGGGCCCCCCGCCGGGCCCCCCCAGCAGCUGAACGGGGCCCCGCUGCCGGAGGCGCUGGCCACCCAACGGCGCACCGUGCGCAUCGUCAAGCAGGAGGCGGGCGGGCUGGGCAUCAGCAUCAAAGGUGGCCGGGAGAACAAGAUGCCCAUCCUCAUCUCCAAGAUCUUCAAGGGGCUGGCGGCCGACCAGACCGAGGCCCUGUACGUGGGGGACGCCAUCCUGUCCGUGAACGGCGGGGACCUCUCCACAGCCACUCAUGACGAGGCGGUGCAGGCCCUGAAGAGGACGGGCAAGGAGGUGGUCCUGGAAGUCAAGUACAUGAAAGAGAUCUCUCCGUACUUCAAGAACUGCUCCUCUUCCUCCUCCUCCUCUUCCGGAGCCCCCACCGGCUGGGACUCACUGCCAAAGCAGGCCUCCCCCUCCCUCCCCUCCCAAGACCUCAAGGAAGAGAAACACGUUUCCUUAAAGAUGGGUUACGUCUCCAGGAAGUGCACGCCCACCGAUCCGGAGAGCAGAUACCUGGAGGUGCGCUCAGCGGAUGGGCGGGACUCCCUCUUCCUGCGGGCGAAGGACGAGGUGAGCGCCCAGUCCUGGCUGGCCGCCAUCCAAGCCUGCAUCGAUGCCCUGGUGCCCUGGGUCAAGGACGAGCUGCGGGCCCUCCUGGCGGGGGCGGGCGUCGCCGGGAGCAAGGAGAUCAAGCAGAUCGGAUGGCUGACCGAACAGCUCCCCAGCAGCGGGACGAAACCCGUCUUGGUCCUGCUCACGGAGAAGGAGCUUCUGUUCUACCAGACGCUCCCUCAGACUCGGGACGCCCUCAACAAGCCGGCCCAGAGCUACCCCCUCAUCGCCACCAGGCUGGUGCAUUCCGGCCCCUCCAAGGGCUCGGCCCCCUACGACUCGGAGCUGUCCUUCGCCCUGCGCACCGGCACCCAGAAGGGCGUGGGGACGCACCUGUUCAGCGUGGAGUCGCCGCGGGACCUGGCCACGUGGACCCGGAUGCUGGUGGACGGCUGCCAUAGCGCCGCCGAGUUCAUCCAGGAGGUCUCCACAGCCUGCACGUGGAAUGGGAGAGACUGCAGCCUGUCCAUCCACAUCGACAAGGGUUUCACCCUGUUUGGCCUGGAGCCGGGCCCAACCCGGACCGUCCUGCUGCAGCGGCCCUUUGAGAAGCUGCAGAUGUCCUCCGACGACGGGGCCAAGAUGCUGUUCCUGGACUUCGGGGGCGCCGAAGGCGAGAUCCAACUGGACCUGCACUCCUGCCCCAAAACCCUAGUCUUCAUCAUCCACUCAUUCCUGUCGGCCAAGGUCACUCGCCUAGGCCUGCUGGCCUAGAAGCGUGGAGCAGGAGCUGAGGGAGGAAGAGGGAGGAUACGGAGACCCCAGGAGACCUCUGCAUACCCCUCCCCGAACCCCCAACCCCUUGCAAGGGGACGGAGAGGAGCAGAGCAGGGGAAAGCACAGCCCCGGGCAAGGAGCCCACCCAAGCCACUACCUGUCAGGAAGGACUUCACCAACCACUGCCAGGGGAGCCCAGGGCUGGGGCUGACCUAAAAAUGAAGCCAGCCUCCGGCUCCUCUUCCAUCACAUUUCCCUGCCUCCGCCGGACAGCCCGAGGCCCUGGAGAUUCCCAACCCGACCUUCCCCGGACCGCCACCAUAUGAGUGCCUUGCAAAGUCAAUAUUUUUGGUACGAAGAAGCACAUUUUUAUCAGCGUUUCUAUUUAUGCGAACCAGGGGAGGAGCCAGCCUUGGGGGAAAAGAGGUGGUCAGUGAGGAUCCUGCCCCUUCGGUGAGGUACUGUGCAAGACCCAGAGAAGCCCGCUUAGCUCUCCGGGAGGGCGGAGCCUGUUCUGUGUUCGAGCCAGUAAGGACUUGUGAGCCAGGAGCACUGAGAGAGACCGGGCCAAGGCACCCGACCCCGUAGCUCCUUAGAGACGCAUCGUGGACAGCAGCUGGAGCCCGAUGGCUUCGACGGUUUGCUGGGCUCCUUGGGUGACCUCUGCACUUUCCCCUACUUGGGCAGAAACUGGAUCUCUCCGCGACCCCGGAGGAAGGAGCCUUCUCUGUUUUCCAAAUCCACAAUCUGUGCCUGGAAUCCUCUUUCCCCUUCCCCCCGUUUUGAUUCUUUCCCGGUUUUUCUCGCCGUGAAAUAAAGGCAAUGAGCUCUC
This is a messenger RNA of Ornithorhynchus anatinus (platypus), 2396 nucleotides long. It is a transcript of the gene SNTA1, whose product is annotated as syntrophin alpha 1. Gene Ontology annotation, molecular function: protein binding; structural molecule activity. Bases 20 to 1561 code for a protein of 513 amino acids. Lineage: Eukaryota; Metazoa; Chordata; Mammalia; Monotremata; Ornithorhynchidae. Gene Ontology annotation, cellular component: sarcolemma; neuromuscular junction; dystrophin-associated glycoprotein complex. The record is from RefSeq and is a predicted model, not a curated record. The transcript is spliced from 8 exons.